Castor canadensis (American beaver) is the source of this 3928-nucleotide messenger RNA. It is a transcript of the gene Sgca, whose product is annotated as sarcoglycan alpha. Gene Ontology annotation, cellular component: sarcoglycan complex; membrane. Gene Ontology annotation, molecular function: calcium ion binding. The record is from RefSeq and is a predicted model, not a curated record. Lineage: Eukaryota; Metazoa; Chordata; Mammalia; Rodentia; Castoridae.
UCCCUGCCCCUGUCUCUGUCACUCACAGGCAUAGGCCAGGCUGGGCAGCCAUGGUAGCCGCUGUAAUAUGUAUUCCUCUCCUGGUGGGUCUCCUGGCAGGGUUGGGAGGCACCGAAUUCCAGCAGACCACCCUAUACCCGCUUGUGGGCCGUUUCUUUGUGCACACCUUGGAUCACGCCACCUUCCUGAGCCUUCCAGAGCGUGUUGCUGUCCCACCCACCGUUCACAUCACCUACCAUGCCCACCUCCAGGGACAUCCUGACCUGCCCCGGUGGCUCCGCUAUACUCAGCGCAGCCCCUACAACCCUGGCUUCCUGUAUGGCACCGCCACCCCAGAAGAUCGGGGGCGCCAAGUCAUUGAGAUCACAGCUUACAAUCGGAACACCUUUGAUACCACUAGGCAGAGGCUGGUGCUGCUGAUUGAGGACCCAGAAGGCCCCCAGCUGCCAUACCAUGUGGAGUUCUUGGUACGCAGCCAUGAUGUGGAGGAGGUGUUGCCCUCCACACCUGCCAACCGCUUCCUAACGGCCCUGGGGGGACUCUGGGAGCCGGGGGAACUCCAACUGCUUAACAUCACUUCAGCACUGGACCGUGGGGGUCGUGUCCCUCUUCCCAUCGAAGGUCGUAAGGAAGGGGUAUAUAUCAAGGUGGGUUCUGCCUUCCCCUUCUCUACCUGCCUGAAGAUGGUGGCAUCUCCUGACAGCCAUGCCCGCUGUGCCCAUGGCCAGCCUCCACUUCUGUCUUGCUAUGACACCUUGGCACCCCACUUUCGUGUUGACUGGUGCAAUGUGUCCCUGGUGGAUAAGUCAGUGCCAGAACCCCUGGAUGAGGUGUUCACCCCAGGUGAUGGAAUCCUGGAGCAUGACCCAUUCUUCUGCCCACCCACUGAGGCUACAACCAGAGACUUCCUGACAGAUGCCCUGGUCACCCUCCUGGUGCCCCUUCUGGUGGCUCUGCUGCUCACCCUCCUGCUGGCCUACAUCAUGUGCUGCAGGAGGGAAGGAAGGUUGAAGAGAGACCUGGCCACCUCUGACAUCCAGAUGGCUCACCACUGCACCAUUCAUGGAAACACAGAGGAGCUGCGGCAGAUGGCAGCCAGCCGCGAGGUGCCCCGGCCUCUCUCCACUCUACCCAUGUUCAAUGUACGCACGGGUGAGCGGCUGCCUCCCUGUAUGGACAGCGCCCAGGUGCCUCUCAUCCUGGAUCAACAUUGAGGGCUCUGCCAGUUCCAGACCCAGCCUCUCCAUCCAGAGAACUGCUGACCCAUGGCCGCAAUCCACCAGUGGGUUCUGGCUCCUGAACCAUUCGGACCUCAGACACUGAACAAGCAGAGGGAUGGGGCGGGAGGGAUGAGGGUGUUUGGAGUCAGGACCCCAGAAUAAAUACCUGCUGCUCUCCUUAUUCAUUGCUGCCAGCGCCUUCCUCUCAGCAGCCUCCAUGCAGUUCUCACUGCCUCCAUUUCCCCUUCUGCAGAAGGGGCUGCCAGCUUGCCCUUGGACUCAUGGCAUUUUGCUAUCUUCUCAAAUUCUCUGGAAGAGGGAAGAGCCUGCUGUAUGCAGCCCUCACAUGAACCUGACAGUGAGGGAUGACUAGAUCCUCAUCCCGACUUUAUAGACAAGGAAACAGGCCUAUGGAGAGUAAGCAACUACCCAAGGUACAGAGCAAGUGGGUGCAGAGCUUGGACUGGAGCCUGACAUGCCUACCUCACACUGCCUUCUGGAGAGUUAGAGGUUCACAAGGUAGAGGACCCAGGACCUUACCUGCUGAGAUCCUCUGGAGAGUGAGUCCCUUUGUAUGCCAUGUUGGCAGAGAAGCCAAUCUAGAACUGGAGAGAGGUUAGAAGGCCUGAGUAAACACUCGCUUACCUCCUGGAGGCUCCUCCAAAGACAGGGCAGAGAUCCAGAGGAUCUGCCUGCCUAAGGAGUUUGUUGAACUGAGUGUCGCCAGCGUGGCUUGUCCCCAUGUGCCCCGGAGAGCUCAGCACUGCCAGAGGUUGUUUUGCCAGGUGAUUACACCAAAGUUGGCUGGCUUUGCCCCUGCUCACUGCCCUCUGAGUCACAUGCAGUCCACAUAUUACCACUCCUGCAUGGGACAGGUGGAGACUAAGCCUGAGAGAGGAUUCUAUGGAAGAGGGAUAGCAGAGGACACGUGGCCCAGAUGGCAUCUCCAAGAGAAUCCAAACUAGGGAUCUUCACCCUCUUCACUCCUUUUUUCCUUUGCUGGGAGCCGACAGUUCCCCAAAUCCACACAACUUCCCCCUUUUUGCAGUUUUGUCUAUGCCCUAACAGGACAUCCUCACAGAGGCCUUCCCUGGCCCCAUGACCUCCAAUGCCACUUCAAAGCCCUCCUUGCUCUCCUCCUUGCUGUCCAGGCUCAGGCGUUCCAAGUCCUCUUCCCACAGUGGAAAGCAAGAUUCUGUCUGCGUUGGAAGGCGCAGCGCCUGCACACGUAAGGUGCUGGGGAAAGCUAUUCCGGAGAGACGCCUGAAGGAUUGACUGCUGUCUGUCUGGGUUUACUAAGUUUGUUAAGCAGAUUGCUUUUCCUCUCUGGGCAAAAGGCUGAGCAAGGCCAUUGCCGAAGCAAUGCUCUAUACUAGCUUCUGGUGCUCUCCUGUGCUGGGUGCUUCAUAGCUGUUAGCUAGUUAGUUAAUGCAUUGAGUCCAUAAGCAUAUAUUGAGUUGGCAGAAGCACAGUGCUGACAUGGACAGGUAUUAAGGAAAUGUCUCUUUAGUGCCCAGCCCCUAACCAAACAGGCUUUUUGCUGACAAACAGACAGGUGUCGCUGAUUUCUCAUUCACUGUUUCUUCUUUUCUCCUGGGGUCCAUCAACUGCUCAGAUUGGAGGCUAGAGCAGUCAGCCUGCUGCCUGGCUGGCUGCCCUGGGUCCCUGGCCCCUUGAGGAGGGGCCCGCUGGCGCCCUCAUCUCUGUCCCUCUUCAGGCAACCUUAGUCUCCUGCUGGCUCUUCCUGUGCUGGCCUGUGACGGGAGAGUACAAGGCCACUUCUUCCUUCCCUCUGCUUCUCCGCCUUGCUUUGGAUCCUUGGCAGUGCUUUCCUCCCUGCUCAGCUCCAAGGAGCACACAGGAGCCUGGCUGCCUGCCUGAGAGGAAGUGGCCCAGACAAGUAGCUGGGAGGGUGGUGUGACUUCAGAGAACACAGAGCUGUGCCUGGUCAUACACACUCGAAUGCCCAGCUGCCCAGCCGCAUACAGGGAGAACACAGACAAACUUAUUCCCCUAGGAAACAACCCCAACAGUUACUCCCUGCUCCCCACAAUCCCUGACAAAGGUUAUGGUGUCCUGAAACCCUACCUCUACCCCAAUUCAACCCUGAUCCCCUCCAGUCCCAUUGAUGGCCUUGCCCUGGUGGCCUGAUGUAUAGCUUCCACCUUCAUCCUAAACACAGCUCUCAUGUGUGGCCUGACUCUCCAGACACUUCCUCACCACCUUCAAUUGGUCAGACCUGGGGACACAGGGCACCACUUCCAGCUGGUCUCAGUUCCAGAGGCAGACUUGCCCAGAUGAAACUUGAAUCAUGGUUCUUAUGUUAUCAGGGUUGCCUGAACCAGUUGAGAGUUGGUUUGGCAUAAAGCGAUAGUCAUCCCUGCCUUGGGGUUGUGGUGAGAAUUUGUGAAGGCUGGGCAUGCCAGCCUCUCCCAGGAAUAGGAACACAAGCACUUAUACACAAGCACUCGCAUGAACUCCCCAAGGUGAGAGGUUCAUGGGGUCUCCCUGCCCCCAAGAUCCAGACUAGAUGGAUUCCAUUUCCAUUGAAGUCUUAGGAACAGUUCAAUUUCUCUGUGUGAAUUUAGGGUGCAGGCUCAAGUUCGCAUGCUCUUUGGCAUAGCUGUGCUACAUAAAUGUUCAGCAGGCAGCCCCUGGUCACAUGGGACCAUCAAGAACCUGAAAUGCAGCUGGUCCAAAUCAAGAUU